AUGUCUGAGUGUCCUGUUACUCUGAAGCUUGUGCUUGUCGGCGACGGUGGCACAGGAAAGACUACGUUUGUUAAGCGGCAUCUGACUGGGGAGUUUGAAAAGAAAUAUGUUGCAACGCUUGGAGUUGAAGUGCACCCACUGUCAUUCCACACUAAUCGUGGAGAAAUCAGGUUUAACGUGUGGGACACCGCAGGACAAGAAAAGUUUGGGGGUCUUCGUGAUGGGUAUUAUAUCCAGGGUCAGUGCGCAAUCAUCAUGUUCGAUGUGACCAGUCGAGUUACAUACAAAAAUGUCCCAAAUUGGCACCGCGAUUUAGUUCGUGUCUGCGAAAAUAUUCCUAUUGUUCUUUGCGGAAACAAAGUAGAUAUCAAGGAUCGGAAGGUCAAGGCCAAAACCAUUACUUUCCACAGAAAGAAGAACCUUCAGUAUUACGAUAUCUCUGCGAAAUCAAACUACAACUUCGAAAAGCCUUUCCUGUGGCUUGCCCGCAAAUUCUUUUGUGAUCCGAAUCUUGAAUUCGUUGCUAUGCCGGCCCUCCAACCUCCAGAUAUCCAAAUGGACCCAAAUCUGGCUCAGGCGUACGAGCAAGAACUUCAGAUGGCCGCUCAGGCCCCUCUCCCGGAUGAAGGAGACGAAGAUUUGUAA
Molecule: messenger RNA, 645 nt
Organism: Mesocestoides corti
Lineage: Eukaryota; Metazoa; Platyhelminthes; Cestoda; Cyclophyllidea; Mesocestoididae
Source: the annotation of a GenBank genome assembly